Kalmanozyma brasiliensis GHG001 is the source of this 2628-nucleotide messenger RNA. RefSeq names its product protein of unknown function DUF1929. The transcript has a single exon. The record is from RefSeq and is a predicted model, not a curated record. NCBI's taxonomy places the organism in Eukaryota, Fungi, Basidiomycota, Ustilaginomycetes, Ustilaginales. The coding region runs from base 1 to 2628 and encodes 875 amino acids.
AUGACCAAGCAACGCUCCACUUCAUCGAGGCGGUCCUCGUCGCUUGCGGCGAAAGUCAUGACCUUCGCCACCGCCGCCCUUGCCCUUUCUUCGCACGCAUCCGCAGCGAACAAGGCUGGCACAUUCGAAAUCGUCAACACCAAUUCGCUCGCCUCCGCCAUGAUGCUCGGUGUCAUCGACGAAGACACCGUCUUCAUCUUGGACAAGGCAGAGAACAACUCGGCUCGUCUCGCAGACGGUCGCCCCGUCUGGGGCUCGUACUACAAGCUCUCGGACAACUCGGUCACCGGAACCGCCGUUCAGACCAACACUUUCUGUGCUGCAGGUGCGACGAUGGGUAACGGCUCCUGGCUCGUCGCUGGAGGCAACCAGGCUGUCGGUUAUGGUGGCGCUUCCCAGGCUCAGAACCUCAAUCCGUACCAGGAUUACGAUGGUACCAGGGCCAUUCGUCUGCUUGAGCCAGGCUCCGACACGUGGAUCGACUCGCCCAGCACCAGCAUUACACAGGUCAACAUGCUCCAAUCUGCUCGUUGGUACCCUGGUAUCGAGACGCUCGAGGAUGGCAGCGUCAUCUUCAUCGGCGGUGCUGUUUCCGGUGGUUACAUCAACCGCAACACUCCCACCACCGACACGCUAUACCAGAACGGUGGUGCCAACCCUACCUACGAAUACUUCCCCGCCAAGACCGUCGGAAACUUGCCCAUCUCUCAGUUCAUGAGCAAGACCAACGGUCUCAACAUGUACGCCCACACCUACCUCAUGCCUUCCGGCAAGAUCUUCAUGCAGGCCAACACCAGCGCCAUCCUCUGGGACCACUACAACAACAUCGAAACCACACUCCCCGAGAUGCCCGGCGGUGUCGUCCGUGUCUACCCGGCUUCGGGCGCCGUGGCCAUGCUUCCUCUCACGCCUCAAAACUCGUACACCCCCACCGUCCUCUUCUGCGGCGGUAGCGUCAUGAGUGACACCUUCUGGGGCAACUACAGUGGUCCCGGUGGCAACAUCCUUGGCGUCACUGCUUCCGCCGAUUGCUCGUCCAUCACCCCGGAGGAUCACCAAGGCAACCAGACCCCUAACAUGCAGUACGUCCAGGAGGAGACUCUGCCUCAGGGCCGAAGCAUGGGUCAGUUCAUCCACCUCCCCGACGGAACCAUGGUCAUCGUCAACGGCGCCAACAAGGGUACCGCUGGUUACACCAACGCCACGUACAACACCAUCCAGUACCAGGGCCAGACCGUGGUCACCGAGGGUCUCUCGCAGGAUCCCACCUACGUGCCCGUUCUCUACGACCCUUCCAAGCCCAAGGGACAGCGUCUCUCGAACACGGGCUUCCAGCCCUCCACCAUCGCUCGUCUCUACCACUCGACUGCCGUGCUGCUUUCCGACGGUUCGGUCAUGAUUGCUGGCUCCAACCCGCACCAGGACGUCUCGCUCAACAUGCCCACCGGCACCACCCCGCAGGCCUUCAACACGACGUACGAGAUCGAAAAGUGGUACCCUCCCUACUGGGAUCAGCCGCGCCCUUACCCUCAGGGCAUGCCUUCCUCGGUUCUCUACGGCGGCAACCCCUUCAACAUCACCGUCAACGGCACUUUCAUGGGGGACUCGGCGAACGCCAAGGCUGCCAACACCAAGUUUGCUAUUAUCCGAACUGGUUUCUCGACGCACGCUAUGAACAUGGGCCAGCGUGCCGUUUACCUCGACUACACCUACACUGUCAACGAGGACGCCUCGGUCACCUACAUGGUCAACCCCUUGCCCAACACGAUCGCCAUGAACCGCCUCCUCGUUCCUGGUCCUGCCUAUUUCUUCGUCACUGUCGGUGGCGUCCCAAGCUACGGCAAGAUGAUCUCGGUCGGAACCGCCGCUUUGGGUGGCGUUGUGCCCACGCAGUACAACCUCGGGUCCGCCCUCGUCUCGCUUCCCGCUGCUGUCAACAGCACCAAGUUCACCGCUUCCAUCUCGAGGGCCGGUAGCUCCACCUCCGAGUUUGGCCUCGGCAAGAUCAUCGGCAUUGCCGUCGCUGGUGCUGCCGUCUUGGCCUUGAUCGCCCUUGGCUGCUGUCUCUGGAGGCGCAAAGGCAAGAGGAACGGCGAGAAGGCUGCUACUGGAGGAGCGGCCGCCCCUUGGUCCAACACCCGAGACCUUGGCUCGGGUGGUCCCGAGUACAAGCGCGUCGAGACGCCUGUUGGCUCGGUCGCCGGCGGUCGCUUUGCUGGCGCGAGGAUGGACAGCUCCAACACGUUCGAGAGCUACCGCAUGUCGGAUCAGAUCAGCGAGAGCAAGGAUGGCUACUACGACCACUCUCGCAGCGGCAGCCGCGCAGGCUACGCGCCGAGCCCUCUUGCCUACGAUCAGUACGGCCGCGCCAGUGCGCAGGGCUCGUAUCAACAGCAGGGCUGGGGCGAAUACCACGCUGGGGAUGCCGGCGCCUACUACGAGGACAACCCGCAAAGGUAUGGCAGCGGUGGCGGCAGUGCCGGUCGUGGUGGAGGACGAAGCUACGAUUAUCCGCCAGAGCAGCAGCAGCACUAUUCGCAACAGCAGCAGUACUCACAACAAUCGCAGCGUCAAUACUACGACAGCCCACGCCAUCAGCACUCGGGUAGCUACUCGAGCCGACGUUGA